Diplodia corticola is the source of this 747-nucleotide messenger RNA. RefSeq lists its product as uncharacterized. Lineage: Eukaryota; Fungi; Ascomycota; Dothideomycetes; Botryosphaeriales; Botryosphaeriaceae. The transcript has 4 exons. The record is from RefSeq and is a predicted model, not a curated record. Bases 1 to 747 code for a protein of 248 amino acids.
AUGAGGCUGCUCCUGAUCAAGCAAGACGAAAUAUCCAAAAUGGAGGAGGAACUUGAUCGGAUAGAUGCUGAAGAGCAGCGGGAGCUUUUUCUUAGCUGUGUCCGCCGCGACGGUAAUGUGGAGAGAGAAAACAUCCUCCACAGCCUGAAAGCCGCACUUUCUGAAUAUGACUCGAUGAUGAAGGAAUAUCAGCAUGCACUGCAUCUGCCAGCGGCCGAUAGACGAGAUGUGGUCAGCAUGAAGAAUUGGAUCGAGGGCACAGGCUGCAUCCAGAGGAAAGAGUCGCGUUACUUGGAUCUCGAAGAUGAUCUGCUGAACCUUACCGGGACGGUCGACAGUGCAAUUACCCGCAUUGAGACUGUAAUUGAGGAUUGCGCAGUCUGGAUAGCACAUCACAUAUGCAAGAGGAUAGUGGUCCUUCCGGAUGCCAUGAAGCCGGGCCGCCAGAGCUUGACCCAAGAUGAGCAUAUAUUCGUGCUUGGCCCCCGCCUCCAAACCUUCAGCCGCGCCCUCACCGCAUGGCUGGCAACCGUCAUCUUGUUGAUGCCAAUCGUCGUGCUCUUUUGCGUCUCCAGCCCGGUCGUUCGACUGAUCACAAUCAUAUUUGCGGCUGGAUUCUUCCUUUCGGCUCUGUCGAUGUUGACACAUGCGAGGACGGUCGAAAUCUUUACAGCUGGAGCGAGUUAUGCCGCCGUGCUCGUCGUUUUCACAUCUGCAAGUAACGCUUUCCGGCCAGAACGAUACUAG